This is a messenger RNA of Grosmannia clavigera kw1407, 4923 nucleotides long. Its product is annotated as ethylene receptor. The coding region runs from base 1 to 4923 and encodes 1640 amino acids. The transcript is spliced from 3 exons. Gene Ontology annotation, molecular function: phosphorelay sensor kinase activity. The record is from RefSeq and is a predicted model, not a curated record. Lineage: Eukaryota; Fungi; Ascomycota; Sordariomycetes; Ophiostomatales; Ophiostomataceae. Gene Ontology annotation, biological process: phosphorelay signal transduction system.
AUGCCAACCGGACGCCAGCUAAGCAUCAACGUUGAGCCUCUCUCUAUACCGCGACCAGCUCUGCCUGUCGCUCCUCCCGUAUCGUCUGCGCCUCCUCCGGUUCGCCAAGUUCCGUCGCCGGCCGCCUCUGAGGCCAGCCGUGAUGAUUCAGAAGCUGCUACUCCGGUAGUUGGAACUGCUACUGGUGGUGGAUCGGGAACUGGAACUGCUGUCGAGAACGCAACUGGUGGGCGUGGCGGCGCGGCCAGCCUAGAGGGCUAUUGCAAGAGCAACAAGCAAGGCGGCUUUAAUCACAAUAAUCCCAAUCCCAAUCCCAAUCACACACUCAAACGGCCGGAUGCCCACCUUGUGAUUGAUCCCACCGUGUCUACCAUAUCCGACAUCACGCCAAUUUUGUCUCCCACGAAGCGACCUUGCCUCCGAUCGUCAUCCGGAUCGAUUCGCUUGGGGCGCAGCAUAUCGCAGCAUUCAGCUUCAGCCAAGCAGCAUCCCGAAUUGCCGCCUGGCACCAACCUGGGCUUCCCAGCAACCCCGGCCGACAUGCUCGGCCGUCAAAACGGCGAAUACGGACACCAGGUCGUGGCCCGCCAACUUAUGCAGCGAGCAAACGCCGUUGCCGACUCAGCAACGACGGCCGAGCUGGCCGCUUCCUGGCCUGUCUGUGACGACGAUCCGGCCACGCCACGUUCCUCUCCGCUGCUUUCACCUCUCCUUCCUCUCCGCGACCUCAGCAUUGUCGAGCUGCUCGACCAGGAUGACCGCCCGACCUUCAUUGUCGAUCUGACCGACAAGGCCAAUUUCCGUCCCGGACCCCUGCAGGCCGUCUUCGCCAAUACCGCCCUCCGAGCAGAGCGGUCCGUAUUCGGUCCGCUUGUCAACACUGCCUACGUCUCGACGACAGCCAGUCAGGCUACGCAGGCCGAGGACUUUGUACGCUUCAAGGGCUGGCUAUUGACUUUGGCCCGCAGCAAUGGCCAGGCCCACGAAAGAAAUCCGUCGGUCUCGUCCACGACCUCUAACUUCUCCUUGCCCUUUUCACUCGCAGGCUUGCGGUGGACCUGCUCGACCCUUCGCCAGCGCUACCGGGUAGUCCGCGGCUCGCAUUGCAGCUGCGCCGACAGCGGCAGCUUUUCUGCAGACGCCAGGAACUGUAUCUCUAACACGGCGGCUGUCCGGGUGCCGCCCCAUUCCACAUGGGUACCGGAAGGCACUUUGGCGUCGCCGACCGAAACAGCGGCCGAUGGAGAGGAUUACUUUGGCACCGCAAAUAUAACAACGGAGGCAAACUGCGAUAACAAUAUAGUCCUUUUGGGAGAGGACAGGGCACACCUGUCAUAUGACUGGACCCAAAUUGAAUUGACCGGCGACACUCCGCAACACAUCAGACUCGCCCGGUCGAUAGAUUGGGCAGCAACACCGCUUGGCCCUGUCGAGCUAUGGCCUGCCGAUCUCCGGACCAUAUCGAACAUGGUUAUGGGCAGCCCGAACGCGGCCAUCAUGUACUGGGGGCCUGAGUACACGGCCAUCUACAACGAGGCGUACGUGUCGCUGGCCGGCCGGCACCACCCAGGGCUGAUGGGAUCGAAAACCCCGCUGUUAUGGGGCCAGGACUGGGCCAACGUGCAGGCCACUUUUCGGACUGUGUGGAAUUCGGGCAAGGCUAUGAUACGGUACGAUGACCCGGUUUUUAUGAACCGCAGCGGGUUCCUUGAGGAGACGUUUCUGAAUUGGUCUAUUGUUCCUCUAAUCGGCUCGGACGGGUCUGUGGUGGGCUUGCUGAACCCCGUGUUCGACAAUACGAAGCGUUGGGUUAACGAGCGUCGGAUGCAAACGCUUAACGAGCUGGGCGAGAUGACAUCCAAGGCGCAGACGGUGCAGCGAUUCUGGCAUUCUGUAAUGCAGGGUCUCGAGAAAAACCAAUACGACAUACCGUUUGUACUGGUGUAUUCGGUAGCCAGCAUCGGUGAUGACGACGAGAGCGAGCAGGCGGCGAUGCACUCUAGCGGCAUAGGCGACUCGGCCAACCCAACAACACCACCUCAGCUCAUGUUGGAGGGAUCGCUCGGCGUGACGCCAGGCCACCCGGCGGCCGUGGCCACGCUGGACCUGCAUGUGAGCAGCGAUGGCUUUGCGCCGUACAUGCGGCAGGCCAUGGGGACGACAACGACGGGCUCGGCGACAGAGAUGGCGACGCCAACACCGGUCGUGCUGUCAGCCGAAAAGGGGACGCUUCCGGCGGGGCUGCUGACCGGUCUUCAGGGCCAGCGCGGUUUUGGCGACGACUGUCACACAGUGGUGGUGUUCCCCGUGUACCAUCCGACAGCGCUGACGGCCGGGACGGGCUGCGCAGCACUGGUAGCCGGGUUUAUCGUGAUGGGGGCCAACCCACGGCGGCCAUACAACCGGGAGUACCAACUGUUUGUGCACCUACUCGCGCGGCAGCUGACGACAUCAUUUUCGUCGGCCGUGCUCUUUGAGGAGGAGACGCGGCGGGCGGAGCGGCUGGCACGACGGGCGGUCCGUGACAAGCAAGAGCUGUCACAACAGCUGCGGUUGCGGACGCAGCAGGUGGUGGAAAGCGAGAACAAGUUUAUGCGGAUGGCGGAGUUCACGCCGGUGGGCAUGUUCGUGACGGACGCACGCGGACGGAUCACGUACUGUAAUGACAUGUGGUGGGAGAUUUCGCAGUUUCGGCGGCUCACGCGGGGUGGCGACAAGACCAAGGGCGAGUCGGAGUCGUUUCCGGCGUUUCCGGGCGACGACGAUGUGUCCGUGUGGUCGUCGUGGAUGGAGAGCGUGGAGGUAGAGGACCGGGCGGGCCUGGAGGCAGUCUGGGAGCGGAUGGUGCUGGAGAAGGUGCAGGUGACGCACGAGUUCCGAUUCCGGCAGAAGACGAGGCAGCCGAUCAACACGCGGACGAGCGAGAAGACGGAGAUGACGACGUGGGUGCUGCUGCGGGCUUACCCGGAAAAGGACGAGAAGACGGGCGAGCUGAAGAGCAUCUUCGGCUGCAUCAUGGACAUCUCGCAGCAGAAGCUGGCGGAGGCGUUUGAGAGCCAGCGGCGACAGGAGGCGGUGGAGCACAAGCGGCAGCAGGAGAACUUUAUCGACAUCACCAGCCACGAGAUGCGCAACCCGCUGAGUGCGAUCCUGCAGAGCGUGGACGAGAUCAUGACGUCGGUAGCGGGGUUUCGGGCGGCUGUGGAAGCCGGUCAGGCCGGCGACGUGGCGGCACUGGACGACCUGCUGGAAGACGUGCUGGAGGCCAUCAGCACGAUUUCGCUGUGCGCCAACCACCAGAAGCGGAUUGUGGAUGAUGUGCUGACACUGUCGAAGCUGGACUCGAAGCUGCUGCUGGUGCGGCCGACGGCAGUACAGCCGGUGAUGGUGGUGCGCACGACGUUGAAGAUUUUUGAGGCCGAGUUCUACGCGCGCGACAUCCGUUGCAUACUGCGGGUGCAGCCGUCGUACGAGUCGCUGGUCGGGGCCGGCGGCUGGGUCAAGCUGGACCCGUCGCGGCUGGCCCAGGUGAUUAUCAAUCUGAUCACGAACGCGGUGCGCUCGACACAGGCGAGCGAGAAUCGGACGAUCAUGAUCAGCCUGGGGGCGUCACGCGAGGGCGAGUUGAUGACCGAGCCGGGCGUAGUCGACGUGGCCGAUGACGUGGCCGAGGGCAAGCUGGUGUACAUCCCGCGACGGCUGGACGAUGCGGACGUGCAGCCAGAAGGACCGGAAUGGGGCACCGGCACAAAGCUGAACCUGCACAUCGCCGUGGCCGACACAGGCAAGGAUCUGAACAAGGGCGAGCGCGAUAUUUUAUUUCACUCCUGUGCCCACAAGCUGCCGAGGACCCACGUCGAGUACGGCGGCCCGGGUUUGGGCCUCUUCAUCAGCUGGAACCUGGCCGAGCUGCAGGGCGGCCAGAUCGGCGUGGCCUCGCGCAAAGACCAAGGCAGUGUCUUUGCCUUUUACGUCAAGUGCCGCAUGGCUGACGAGUAUCCGCCAAACGGUCAGUCGGCCGACGAAAUCAUGGGGAUGCCGGCUGCCGGAGAGCCGGAGAACCGUUUCGUGACCGUCUACUCGAUCGGCCUAGAGAACGGCGGCUUAAGCAUGGGCAUGAGCUUGGGGAUGGCCAACAGCGACGACACAGAGGCGAGCCUGGCUAUGGCCGGCCCGAGGGUCUUGCCGGCAGCCCUGCGCCACUAUCACUCUUCGCGUGCAGCCGUAUCGACGGCGGUUGACUCGACGGCCGACAACAGUCCGACGACAACGCCGGCAACGCCGACAACGACGGCAACGACGGCAGCGCCGAUGCCGCAUAUCGGUCUGCCGCUCUCGGACGACCUACCCUGUCUGGACGUGUUGAUCGUGGAGGACAAUAUUGUGAACCAGCGGGUGCUGCAGCGACAGCUGGAUAAGUGCGGCAAUCGCACUCACGUGGCCAACCACGGCGGCGAGGCCCUGGAGGCUCUGCGCCGAUCGCGUUUCUGGCGUGACGGUCCGGCGGCCGACGAGCAGCACGACAUAGUUAUGGACGCUGUCGUUGGCCAGUUUGCCGCCCUGGACGCAUCCAAAGACAAAGACAAAAACGCCAGCAGUCUCGGUGGUGAUGGCGGUGGCGACAACGGCAACGACAGCAACGACAGUCGCCCAGCCACCAGCAUCAACAUCUCCAUCGUCCUCAUGGAUCUCGAGAUGCCCGUGAUGGACGGCUUGACGUGCGCCCGUGCCAUUCGCGACCUCGAACGGUCCGGCACGCUGGUGCGCCACGUCCCCAUCAUCGCCGUGACGGCAUAUGCACGGCCUGAGCAGAUUGAGAACGCCAAGGCAGCCGGCAUCGACGACGUGAUCGCAAAACCGUUCCGGCUGGCACAGCUGAUGCCCAAGAUACUAGAACUGGUCAGGAAGUACCAGACCAUAUAA